This is a messenger RNA of Scophthalmus maximus (turbot), 1849 nucleotides long. It is a transcript of the gene dnd1, whose product is annotated as DND microRNA-mediated repression inhibitor 1. Gene Ontology annotation, biological process: negative regulation of miRNA-mediated gene silencing; mRNA stabilization. Gene Ontology annotation, cellular component: cytoplasm; nucleus. NCBI's taxonomy places the organism in Eukaryota, Metazoa, Chordata, Actinopteri, Pleuronectiformes, Scophthalmidae. Gene Ontology annotation, molecular function: mRNA binding. The transcript has 5 exons. The record is from RefSeq and is a predicted model, not a curated record. Bases 433 to 1635 code for a protein of 400 amino acids.
AGCCGCACCAGAUAGCGCACACUCACAGAUAUAUCAGUCCCCUAAAUAGGCCUGGUCAUUGGGAUCCUAUUCACUGGAACACUAGUGACAAUAAGCAAAGAUAAAUAAGGUAUCAACAUUUCCCUGGAUUUGUCCUGAUCCGAGAGAACGCAACCUGCCUGGUGGAGGUAAUCAGACAUAUGUAGCGGACUAAUGUCGAGGAGUGUGCGCAAUUUGCGGCUUGAUUGAAUCGACGGUCGGGGCUUGGUGGAGGUAUGCGUUCCACAGAGCGCCAUUCUCUCUCUCUCUCUCUCUCUCUCUCUUCUCCAGUCUUUCGGUACCAACUCUUUCCCGGACGGUUUGGUUUUGAACUGAAAGCGCGUCAAAUCACACGAGGCUGUGGGCUGGCACAGGGCGGCCCGUGAGGAGCGAGGGUCGCGACCGCGCUGUCACAUGACGGACAGAGAGGCGCCAGGGAACACGGCUGUGGUGGAGCUGGAGGUGAUGGAGGCCCAGAAGAGCCAGGUGCUGAACCUUGAGCGGGUGAGGGCGCUGGACACCUGGCUGAAAAUCACAAAUACCAAACUGACUCAAGUAAAUGGCCAGAGGAAGUAUGGAGGACCACCAGAGGUGUGGGACGGCCCCAUUCCAGGAGCCCACUGUGAGGUCUUCAUCAGCCAGAUCCCACGGGAUGCCUAUGAGGACCUGCUGAUCCCCGUGUUCAGCUCUGUGGGGCCUCUCUGGGAGUUUAGGCUCAUGAUGAACUUCAGCGGGCAGAACCGCGGCUUUGCAUACGCCAAAUACAGCUCAUCGAGUGUGGCUGCUGAAGCAAUCCGCCUGCUGCAUGGCCACAUCCUGGAGCCUGGCUCCCACAUCAGCGUCCGCCACAGUAUAGAGAAGAGGCACCUGUGUAUUGGAGAGCUACCCGCUGCCACCAAGCAAGAGGACCUACUGAAGAUACUGCGUAUGCUGGCGGAGGGGGUGGAGAGAGUGUCUCUGAAGGCUGGGCCUGGUAUCGAGGGGAUGUGUGCUAUCGUAGCCUUCUCAUCCCACCACACUGCUUCUAUGGCCAAGAAGAUGCUCGAGGAAGCGUUCAAGAAGGAGUUUGCACUGAGCAUCUCAGUCAAGUGGCAGUCAACAGUGAAGCUGAGUCAGGAUGAGUUGCUUCCCCCAAAGAAACCUCUGAAGACCCACCUGGCAUCUCCCCUGAAGCCGCCGCGCCACAUCCUGAACUCUCCACAGCCCUCAGUCCCACCUCCCUGUCUGGCUUCUCGUCCAGUCAACCCCCCAGGUUUCAGCAGAGCAGUGGGAGGACCCACUGCCCCCCCGCACCCUCAUCCUCCCUGCCACUCCGCCUCCACUUCCUCCUCCAAGGGGCAUCUUGUGUCGGCACCGUCUCCAGUGAUGCUCCUGCACAAGGCGUGUGAGGUGACGGGGGUCGGUCAGCCACACUAUGACGUGCACUACAUCUGCACCGGGCCGGACGGCUUCAUCUACUUUACCUUCACAGUGUGUAUCCCCGGGAUAACCCUUCCCUUUAAAGGGCUGGUCUCCAUCUUGCCAGGAGCCAAUGCCACCACCAUGCUGGAGGAAGGUCGGCAGGCUGCGGCGCAGCAGGUCCUGCACAGGGUUUACAACAGCCUGUCGUCCCAGUGAGCGGCUCAUCAGAUUACUACAGGCUCCUCCUGCAGCACUGUUAAACACCAUGUUGGUUUUGUUGAGGUUUGUCGGUUUGUUGAUUUCUGCAUGUUUUUAUUCGAGUAGCAGUAGAAUUGCUUGUCUUGUUUAAAGUUCUGCCGUUUGUUUUAUGCAUGCUUUUCUAUGUAUUACUGUUGGAUUGUUCCUCAUUUUAAUUAAAUGAGAUUUGAAA